CAGUUAACCACGCCCCUAGUUUCAGUUCAGGAUCUACUUCUCGGUUGCGGAUGUGUGACGAUGCAACCAGCUGUUAGGAUAUUUUCCCAACUUCCCUGAAGUGUCACUGAAAAGAAACAAAACACCUGUCAGUUAGAAAUCUCAUUUGCGCGUGUUGUUCGCUGCUCUGUGCUCGGUUAAGCUGUGCUCGCGCUCUUCCGCUCGCUAACUUUAGCAGCUUAGCUCACCGUAGCUAGCAGCUCAUGGGUCUGGUGAUUUACUUCCAUAUUUAAACAAUUCCACAAUUUAAGUUUAGGGUCUCGUCUUCAUUCGCUUGGAAAAGCCACUACCCUACAGCGUGGUCCUCCACAUGUUUUUAUUUUGAACCGCUGGAUGCCAGCGGAGGAGUUACCCCACCUGUGCCUUCUUGCCUAGCGGGCUUGUCUUUAAAUGGCCACCGCUGCGCCUCCUCAAGCCUCCGGCUCUUCUGCGGCCUCUGACAACCCGAGUCCCGGCUCCAGCAGCUCAGCUGCAGCCGACGGCGGCAACCAGGACAGCACCUUCGAGUGCAACAUAUGUCUGGACACUGCCAAGGAUGCUGUGAUCAGCUUGUGUGGACAUCUGUUCUGUUGGCCAUGUUUGCAUCAGUGGUUGGAGACCAAACCUACCAGACAAGUGUGUCCAGUGUGUAAAGCUGGCAUCAGUCGAGACAAAGUUAUCCCCUUGUAUGGGAGGGGAAGCACAGGUCAACAAGACCCCAGAGAAAGAACACCUCCCCGACCACAAGGGCAACGGCCUGAACCAGAAAACCGUGGUGGAUUUCAAGGGUUCGGCUUUGGAGACGGGGGUUUCCAAAUGUCAUUUGGAAUUGGUGCCUUUCCGUUUGGUAUUUUUGCUACAGCUUUCAACAUCAAUGAUGGCAGACCUCCUCCAGCAGCCCCUGGCACGCCACAGCACACAGAUGAACAGUUUCUGUCUCGACUCUUCCUCUUUGUCGCUCUGGGGAUUAUGUUUUGGCUGCUGAUUGCGUGAACGCAUGCAUGGCGACGCCUUAAGAUUUGAUGGCAGACAUGAUAAGACACAUCAUCAGCGUUGUGCAAAUGUGAUUCUGAUUUCGUGCAUGAUUUAUUUUGUUUCACCUCACCAUUCAUGGAAGAAUGUAAAGGGGUUUAUUUUUCUUUUUUUUCUUUCUUUACCCAAAACCACAUUUCAUUGGUUUCCACAUGGGAUUUUCCACAAUAGAAUUCUUGAUUUGCCCCAGUUGACAUUUAAUAUAGUAACAAUCACAUGUGCUUUUCCUACUGUAAUCUCUGAACGUGUCUC
Molecule: messenger RNA, 1302 nt
Organism: Solea senegalensis (Senegalese sole)
Lineage: Eukaryota; Metazoa; Chordata; Actinopteri; Pleuronectiformes; Soleidae
Gene: rnf185
Product: ring finger protein 185
Exons: 6
Coding region: 430-1011 (193 amino acids)
Biological process (GO): ubiquitin-dependent protein catabolic process
Cellular component (GO): endoplasmic reticulum
Molecular function (GO): metal ion binding; ubiquitin protein ligase activity; ubiquitin-like protein conjugating enzyme binding
Source: RefSeq, a predicted model, not a curated record